Messenger RNA from Archocentrus centrarchus (flier cichlid), 1295 nucleotides. Its product is annotated as testicular acid phosphatase homolog. The record is from RefSeq and is a predicted model, not a curated record. Gene Ontology annotation, cellular component: postsynaptic membrane; lysosome. Gene Ontology annotation, molecular function: acid phosphatase activity; protein tyrosine phosphatase activity; receptor tyrosine kinase binding. Lineage: Eukaryota; Metazoa; Chordata; Actinopteri; Cichliformes; Cichlidae. The transcript is spliced from 11 exons. The coding region runs from base 14 to 1243 and encodes 409 amino acids. Gene Ontology annotation, biological process: lysosome organization; negative regulation of ERBB4 signaling pathway; peptidyl-tyrosine dephosphorylation involved in inactivation of protein kinase activity.
ACUAGUUGACAACAUGCAGAAGUCGCAGAAGAGUUUGGGCUGUUUGUUCCUUCUCUGUUGCAUCUGUUUGACUGAGUGUCGGGUGCUGAAGUUUGUCGUGGUUGUGUUCCGGCAUGGAGAUCGAUCACCUAUUGAGUCAUAUCCCAGGGAUCCAUAUGGGGAGGCAGUGUGGGCUCAGGGCUUUGGACAGUUGACUGAGCUGGGCAUGAAACAGCAGUUUGAACUGGGCCAGUUUCUAAGGAGGCGUUAUGGAAAUUUCCUCAGUGAAGAAUAUAACAGCAAAGAGAUAUAUGUGCGGAGUACUGACUACGACCGCACUCUGAUGAGUGCCCAGGCUUGCCUUGCUGGGAUGUUCCCCCAAACCAGGCCCAUCAUGCCCCAGUUACUGUGGCGGCCUAUUCCAGUGCACACCAUCCCCAGGGCCCUGGACAAGUUGUUAAGAUCACCAGGUAAAGACUGCCCAAGUUUCAGAGCGAUGAUGACAGAGACCUUCGAGAGUCAGCCCUACCAGAAGUUCCUUAAGGCUCACCAGUACUUUGUGGAGGCACUCUCCAACCACACUGGCUACCCCGUGUCCAAGCUGGUUGGUAAAAAAAUAUGGAGGGUCCAUGACACCCUUAACUGUCAGAGGAUUCAUAACUUGACUUUACCACGCUGGGCCACCCAAGAAGCCUUGGAUACCCUGAAGAGAAUAGCCUCCUUUGAGGUCAUGUACAGCAUCCUCAAUCACAAGCGAAAAGAGAAGGCCAGGCUCUCCGGAGGGGUCCUGCUGAAUGCCAUCCUGAGGAAUUUCUCUAAGGCUGCAGAGCAAGGGAGCACUCUGAAAUUCAUUAUGUACUCAGCUCAUGACUCUACACUCAUCACCCUCCAGGCAGCUCUGGACGUGUAUAACGGGCUUCUUCCUCCUUACGCCGCCUGUCAACUCUUUGAGUUCUACCAGGAGCAUGAUGGAUCCUAUUCAGUGGAGCUACAUUACCGCAAUGACUCCUGGCGUGACCCCUACCCCAACCCUGUGCCAGGAUGCAAUGGGUUGAACCCUUGUCCUUUAUCCUUGUUUAAUGAGCUGGUGAGGGACGUACUGGCAGAAGACUGGGAGGCCGAGUGUGGGUUUGGGACAAGAUGGUCAAGCACAGGUAUCAUCACAGCUCUUGCAGUGGCUGUGGGACUCCUGGCGGUGGCGCUGUUGUUCAGUAUAGGGGUGGCAAUCCACAGGCGGAGAGGACACUACUCCAGGGAAGUGUAGUGCAGAUGACUGAUAACACUUGUGCCAUAAAAUUUAUAUAUUAAAAAUGCUU